Messenger RNA from Mangifera indica (mango), 1495 nucleotides. RefSeq names its product porphobilinogen deaminase, chloroplastic-like. NCBI's taxonomy places the organism in Eukaryota, Viridiplantae, Streptophyta, Magnoliopsida, Sapindales, Anacardiaceae. The record is from RefSeq and is a predicted model, not a curated record. Gene Ontology annotation, biological process: heme biosynthetic process. Gene Ontology annotation, cellular component: cytoplasm. Gene Ontology annotation, molecular function: hydroxymethylbilane synthase activity.
ACUGGGAGCAGACCAAUUGGCCAUCCCUUUAAAGCCAACCUUCGCUUUCCUUUCUUCUUCUUCAAUUCAAUUCUGUUAAACAAUUGUUUAAUUAAAUCUUUCCUUCUUUCUAUAGCUAGGUUAGUUAAUUAUAUUUCAAUGGAUACUGUAUCCUCUCUUUGUACAACGCAAAGUGGUGUUAUGGCUCGCCAUUGUUACCCAAGUUCCGUCUCCCUUGUUGGCUUUUCUAUACCGUCUCUUAAGAUUCCAGCUUUGCCCAAGCCUAUCAAGAGACGAAGUCUUGGAAUUACGAGAGCUUCUGUCGCUGUUGAAACCAAGGUUUCUAUGAUCAAAAUCGGCACUAGAGGAAGCCCACUGGCACUUGCUCAGGCUCAUGAGACAAGAGACAAACUCAUGUCUUUGCAUCCGGCGCUUACUGAAGAAGGGGCUAUACAAAUUGUAAUAAUAAAAACAACAGGUGAUAAAAUACUAUCUCAACCACUUGCAGACAUUGGUGGGAAGGGCUUGUUCACCAAAGAAAUAGAUGAGGCACUAAUAAAUAGUGAAAUUGACAUUGCUGUCCAUUCAAUGAAAGAUGUUCCUACAUAUUUGCCAGAUAAGACAAUUCUACCUUGCAACCUUCAGCGUGAGGAUGCAGAUGCAUUUAUUUCCUUGAGUGCAGCCUCUCUGGCUGAACUACCUGCUGGAAGCACUGUUGGUACUGCUUCACUUAGAAGGAAGUCCCAAAUUCUCCAUAGAUAUCCAUCACUUAAUGUGCUGGAGAACUUUCGAGGUAAUGUCCAAACAAGGUUGAGAAAACUUAAUGAAGGGGUGGUUCAAGCUACCUUGUUAGCACUUGCUGGACUUAAACGCUUGAACAUGACAGAAAAUGCUACUAACAUUCUUUCAAUUGAUGAUAUGCUACCGGCUGUUGCUCAAGGUGCAAUUGGGGUUGCCUGUAGAAGCAAUGAUGAGAAAAUGGCUAAUUACUUGGCAUCUUUGAAUCAUGAGGAAACUAGACUUGCAGUUGCAUGUGAACGGGCCUUUCUUGAGGCCUUGGAUGGUUCUUGUCGCACCCCUAUUGCUGGAUAUGCUUGCAGAGAUGAGGAUGGAAACUGUUUCUUUAGAGGGUUGGUCGCUUCCCCUGAUGGAACUCGUGUACUUGAAACUUCUAGAAAAGGUCCAUAUGCUUAUGAAGAUAUGAUCAUGAUGGGAAGGGAUGCAGGCAAGGAACUUCUUUCACGUGGAGGCCCUGGCUUCUUUGAUUCUUGAGUAGCGUAAUGAAAGCAGAAGGAGAAAGAGAACAACUCUACGGCUUAUGUCUGACUCCAAGGAAUAGAUCCAGAAAUUUCAUUUUUCCUCCUAAGCUGUCAUUUGUUGUAACAUUAAGAACAAUAUUUUGAUUGAUUUUAAGCUAGAAGAGGGUUUCCUUACUAGUGAUGUGAGAGGCUUAGAUUAUUUUGUUCUUUAAUAAUAUGAGAGAGCCAAAUUUUAUCUCUCUCCCUCUUUCUGUGUG